ACAGUAUCAUAUCAAAAUGGAAAAGAUCUACUCAAAAGGUGUUGUUUUAGGUUACAGAAGAUCCCAAGCUACCCAAUACCCAAAUAUUUCAUUACUCAAAAUUGAAGGUGUUGUUAGCCGUGAAGAUACCACUUUUUACUUAGGAAAGUCUGUAUGUCUUAUUGAAAAAGUCACCAAGACUGCCGAAAACCCAUCAGGUCACAAAAUCACCUGGGGUAAAGUCUGUAAAUCACACGGUAGCUCAGGUGUUGUCCAAGCCCGUUUCAAGAGAAACCUCCCACCAAAAGCCUUCGGUGCCCCAAUCAGAGUUUUCCUCUACCCAUCAUCAAUUUAAAUCAAUGUUUUAGAAAAAUAAAUAUAUAAUUU
Molecule: messenger RNA, 366 nt
Organism: Dictyostelium purpureum
Lineage: Eukaryota; Evosea; Eumycetozoa; Dictyosteliales; Dictyosteliaceae
Product: ribosomal protein L35a
Exons: 3
Coding region: 17-334 (105 amino acids)
Biological process (GO): ribosomal large subunit biogenesis; cytoplasmic translation
Cellular component (GO): ribosome; cytosolic large ribosomal subunit
Molecular function (GO): structural constituent of ribosome
Source: RefSeq, a predicted model, not a curated record